AUGAAGGAUCCAAAAGAGCCAUCGAUACCUCGUUCUAUCGUCGAGCGUCGCCGUCGUUCAAUUCUCGCGGAUUAUCUGAUCAAGACUGCGACCCAUGGUCUACGCAAUGUCGGCGACGCGCAGGGUACGUGGCACCGAACAUUCUGGGUCGUCACUUUCUUCGUAGCAUUCGGUCUAAUGCUCUACUUUGUGAUCUCCUCCGCACUUCAGUAUUUAGCCUAUCCAACACAAACCAAGGUCGAAAUUGAAGCCGAGCGUGACAUGCCUUUUCCAGCCGUGACUGUAUGCAAUGCCAAUCCAUACAGAGAAGACA
This is a messenger RNA of Rotaria sp. Silwood2, 313 nucleotides long. The record is from the annotation of a GenBank genome assembly. NCBI's taxonomy places the organism in Eukaryota, Metazoa, Rotifera, Eurotatoria, Philodinida, Philodinidae.